Xylona heveae TC161 is the source of this 816-nucleotide messenger RNA. Its product is annotated as ClpP/crotonase. The coding region runs from base 1 to 816 and encodes 271 amino acids. Gene Ontology annotation, biological process: fatty acid beta-oxidation. The record is from RefSeq and is a predicted model, not a curated record. Gene Ontology annotation, molecular function: enoyl-CoA hydratase activity. NCBI's taxonomy places the organism in Eukaryota, Fungi, Ascomycota, Xylonomycetes, Xylonales, Xylonaceae. Gene Ontology annotation, cellular component: mitochondrion. The transcript has 2 exons.
AUGGUCAAGGUCACAAAUGUGGAUGCUCCUUACUCGGGCUCCAUUCGUAUCUUGUCGCUAAAUCGGCCUAAAGCUCGAAAUGCGCUUUCAAGGGAGUUGUUGGCGCAGUUGAAUUCGGAGAUUAGUGCAGCACGCUACGAUGGCAGCAAAGGGUCCCUAAAGGCGCUCAUAAUUGCGAGUGACGUAGACAAUUGCUUUUGCGCCGGGGCUGAUCUGAAAGAGCGGCAACAGUUUACACAUGAUGAAACAAAAGUUUUCCUGUCCUACCUGCGGAGCGCCUUUAACGUUCUUGCUUCCCUCCCUAUCCCAACCAUCUCUGCAAUCGCUUCAAAUGCAUUCGGCGGCGGCCUCGAGCUUGCGCUCUGCACAAAGAUGCGAGUCUUUGGCUCCUCCGCACGCGUUGGUCUGCCUGAGACACGUCUAGGCAUAAUUCCUGGUGCGGGCGGCACCUAUCGCCUGCCCAUGAUUGUCGGGCCUCAACAUGCGCGCGAUCUUAUUUUGACCGGUCGACAGGUCAGUGGGCCUGAAGCAUACUUUCUCGGCCUCUGCGACCGCCUAGUGGAGAUUACGCCGGAAGAAGCGCAGCAAGAAGGCGUGGCUCGUCAAAAAGUACUCGACGAGGCAAUUAAGCUUGCUACCGUCAUUGCUGAGGGUGCACCACUCGCUAUCAAGGCCGCACUACAGGCCGUAGAUGGCUGGCAAGGAGCCGAGCAAAACGAAAUUGAAUGCUACGAGAAGGUUCUCACGACAGAAGACCGAGAUGAAGCCUUGAGCGCAUUCGUCAUGAAGAGAAAGCCAGUGUUCAAAGGAAAAUAA